UUGUUAUACCACAUGGACUGUUUGGAGGUUGGCAUGUGUAAACUGUAAGGUGUUUGUGUACAGUUGUAUUUAGUUUUAUUUAAUUAAUGUGCAAUUAGUAGUGUAAAUAAUCUAAAUAAAUAAAAGCCAUGAAAAAUUCUAAAGGCUUGAAAGAACUCGAGAUCGAAGAGUUGGAAAAUUACGACGAAAAUGAGACUGAUUCAGAAACCGAGGCACUUCAAGAAGCCUUCGCUGCAGGUGUGUUGAAACCUGGUUUAAAUAUUCCAGUCUCUGACAAAAAGUCUUAUGUCAAUAACGUUGAAGAAUUGAAAAAAAGGCUGACAGAGUUGUACACCGAUUUACCUUGGGUCGAAAGGCUUGACGUAAUUAGCAAGCCUGCUCCAUUGGCACCCGAAUUGUCAGUGCAGCUCGAGGAUUCUGAAAAAGGAGACCCAAUUGCACACGACGAUUUCCAGAGGGAGAGCUUGUUUUACAGAUUAGCGCAACAUGCUGUGCUUUCGGUGCUACCGAGGCUGAAAAAGCUCGGAAUCCCAACACAGAGGCCUGACGAUUAUUUUGCAGAAAUGGCUAAAUCGGAUGACCACAUGCAAAAGGUCAAAUCUAAUUUAAUUAAAAGGAAAGCUGAAGUUGAAAACAUCGAGAAGGUGAGGAGCAUUCGAGCGCAGAAGAAACUCCAAAAGGCAUUGAAUGCUCAAGCUAAAGUUAAUAAAGUCACCGCUAAAAAGGAGCUGAUGGACAUGGUGAAAAAGUUCAGAAAAGGUGAAACAAAGGACUUGUCAUUCCUAGAGAAUAAAGGAAAGAAAGGAAGCCAGACGAUGAACAAGAAAGCACAAAUGAAGAAGAAAUUCAAAGAUUCGAAAUUCGGUUUUGGAGGUAAGAAACGCGAUUCGAAACGUAACACCAGGGAAUCGACUUCAGGUUUCGAUAAAAUGCCCGGGAAAAACACGCCCAGAGGGAAAAAAGCUCCCAACAAAAGGCCAGGAAAAAAUGUUAGAAAGAAAAUGAAAGGA
Cimex lectularius (bed bug) is the source of this 1010-nucleotide messenger RNA. RefSeq names its product probable rRNA-processing protein EBP2 homolog. NCBI's taxonomy places the organism in Eukaryota, Metazoa, Arthropoda, Insecta, Hemiptera, Cimicidae. Gene Ontology annotation, biological process: ribosomal large subunit biogenesis; rRNA processing. The transcript has 6 exons. The annotation marks the transcript as partial. The record is from RefSeq and is a predicted model, not a curated record. Gene Ontology annotation, cellular component: nuclear periphery; nucleolus; preribosome, large subunit precursor.